This is a messenger RNA of Zootoca vivipara (common lizard), 572 nucleotides long. It is a transcript of the gene MRPL33, whose product is annotated as mitochondrial ribosomal protein L33. Gene Ontology annotation, biological process: translation. NCBI's taxonomy places the organism in Eukaryota, Metazoa, Chordata, Lepidosauria, Squamata, Lacertidae. Gene Ontology annotation, molecular function: structural constituent of ribosome. The record is from RefSeq and is a predicted model, not a curated record. Gene Ontology annotation, cellular component: mitochondrion; ribosome.
GGGGUUGCUUGGGACCCGGAAGUGGAAAUGCGCACGCCCCGGAAGCGCUAAAGGGUGGCGGUUGCUCUAAGGUGGACGGCUGGCUAGGCCUUCGUGGGUGACUGAGCCCGGCUGUCGUUGUUGCCGCUGCCAUGUUUCUGACCGUGGCCAAUUUGGCCAAGAGCAAAUCAAAGUAUAUCCUUGUGAGGAUGUUGAGUGAAGCAGGAACAGGUUUUGCUUACAACACGAUAAGAAGCCGACUUGCAGAAAAGUUAGUUAGAUUGAGAUACGAUCCUAUAGUUAAACAGCGUGUCCUCUUCAAAGAGCUGAAAAAGGUCCGUUCCCUGUAGACGACAACUGGCAAAAAUUAUUGAUUCAUACAUGAGGCACACUCAUAGGAGGAAAUGCUAGCCCCGCAGUGUUCUCAGAAAGGAGAGGAAAUGGACUGAGAUGGCUGUCUCCUGUAAUUUGAAGACCAUUGUGAAAGAGAACAAUGUAGGAAAAGAAAGUUUUUGGUGUCUAGCCAUGGAUCAUCAUAGGCAGCAACAUAUUUAUAGUUAAUUUUACAGCUCUCAAUUAAAAAAAAAAUCGAA